AUGACAUCCACUGCAGGGACCAGCUACACCUUGAUUCCUAACCAGAAAUACAGACGCAGUAACCGUCGCUCCAGACAGCACUGCAGCAUCUUGGACACAGAUCCCCAAUCUCUGUCCACACUUGGAUACUUUAAAACACUUCCAUUAGAGAUCUUUCAAAUGGUAUUGAAUUAUCUUUCAGUGAAGGAUAUCAGCAUGCUGAGCAUGGUGUCGAAAACCAUCAGCAACCGCCUUAUUAAUUACAUCUCAACCCCAUCAGGAAACCGAAGGCUCUUACUGCAAGACUUUCAUAACCUUGAGCUACCUGGCAAGAGAGAAGGAUCCUGUAUUUUAGAGCACUACAAAUCUCUAGGGUUGUUGCUUAAAAGAUGCACACUUCUAUUGCCUACAAAAGAUAGACUAAAGUAUAUACACAAGAUCCUCUCAGAAGUUUCCUGUUUUAAACUUAAUGGUUGUCCAAGUCCUUUGCAUUGUUUAGGAUUACAGUGCUAUGGGGUAUUUUUACAGAUCCUAACAGCAGGCUGGGAUGAACUAGAGUGUCACCGGGUUUUUAACUUCCUCUGUGAGCUGAGCAAUUUACCCCGUAAAGUACAGACAGUUGUCAGCAGCAAACCGGGAAGUGCCCGAAAGCUAGAGCUGCGGAUAAGGUUAUACUGUCGUAGAGUCUUAUUGAACCACUGGAUUCAUCGAAGUGAUUCUGCAUUUUGGCUGACUCGUAUUUUAAAGCCGUGGCCCAUAGUCAAUCAAGCUCGCCUGCUGUAUAUCAUCUUUGGGCCAGUGUCCUCUCUUGAUGGACAUGUGGUUUGGCAGAAAAUGAUAGAAGGACCAACAGAUGAGACCAGUCUGAAAGGUCUAGCAGAUGCAAUUAAACUGCUGUAUGAUACAGAAGCUAGAGAAUGGACAGCAGAUGAUGUUAUCAGUCUUGUGGAUGAGCUGUCAGUUAUUCCCCGGGAGUGGCUCAUGGAGAACAAUGCUCGGCUUCUUAUUCUGAGUGGAAACAACGUUUGCUUCACUUUCAUGGCCAGUAAAGCUGUGAAUGGAAGAGCCGUCGAGUUAGCCAGACUCAUGGUCUUCCUGGCUUUGGUCUGUGAGAAGGACCUGUACUGCAUGGACUGGGCAGUAAAAAUGAUGCAGAAGGUCUGCAAAGUUUUCAGCACUCCAGGGGAGAGAAACAAGUUCCUGCAGUGUGUGGAGAAUGCCUUUGCUCACAUGAUCAUGGACAUGCUACAGGCAGUACUGUCCGGUGAUCGUGAUGAAGAGGACGGCAGCUUUUUGAAUUUGUUUCACCUUGUAAAUGCACAAGCGAACUUCCAUAAAGAAAUCCUGUACCUGACCAUGAGAAGCAACAGCAAUACCGUCUGA
Molecule: messenger RNA, 1362 nt
Organism: Fulmarus glacialis (Northern fulmar)
Lineage: Eukaryota; Metazoa; Chordata; Aves; Procellariiformes; Procellariidae
Gene: FBXO47
Product: F-box protein 47
Exons: 10
Coding region: 1-1362 (453 amino acids)
Molecular function (GO): protein binding
Source: RefSeq, a predicted model, not a curated record